UAUAUAGCAUUUAAGAAUGUGCUUAUGCACUCAAUACCUCCUUGAUGAUAGAUAAAAUAUCUUAUUUUGUAUUCUGGUGAUGUAAAAUUUGCCCAUACACAACAACACCUGUUGACACAUUCGAGUGAUUUCCAACGCCUUCACCAUAACAGGGCGGAGCUAAAAUAAAAGCGUUUUGCUUUUCAAGCAAGGCAACAUAGACGUCUGCAAACGACAAUCGCCAUCUGUUUACCUUCACAUCCUCGCGCGACAGAAACAGCGGCCCACAGUGAAAUAUGGUGACAAAGCGAAUUAGAUCGGAAUACAUGAAGAGGUUUAAAGACCCAAAAUGGGACACUUACGCAAAAUGUUAUGAGGAUCUGCUGAAGUACAGACUGUCAAGACGAUUGUUGGAGCAGGCACACAACCCUUGGUUUUGGGGAGAAUGGGGAAGUGAAACCGAGUCCAGUGGUAAAUCUUCUCCUCUUAGUCGUAACAAAGUUGAACCUCAGGUUGAGUUACCAGCAGCUGAACCAGAUCCCAUCCAGGACACAAUUACCCGAGAUGCCGAGCAGAAUAAUCAAGUUGUGGAAGAAGAGAAAAGCAGAGUAUGCUCUCCUGCUCUCAUCCCGGAAACUGAUACACGUAUCAAAAACACACCAAAGCCCAAAUGCCUCUCCUCACACAAAAGCACAAGAUCAAAGGUAAAGCCUCAUGCCAUCAAAGACACAGACAAAGAGAAUCGACAUCCUUUUGCACUGUAUGGUGGAGGAGAGAAGCAGACAGAUAUGGCCUCCAGGAAAACCCAUAAUGUUGGUCCUGAAGCCUCUACAGCAGAGAUUCACGAGUCAGCUUUGCGAGCAAAAACCAGACGGGAGUUGGAAAAACAAAUGAGGGGAGUUGACAAGCAGAGAGCCAAAUCCGCUGACUUGGAAACGAGCAGAAAUAAGAUUGUUCCGGAUUACAACCCAUGGAUGACAGAAUACAUGAGCUGCUUCUCUGCUAGGUCUCGGUAGAACUGUUCUUUUUAAAAGCUUUAAGAAUGUCUGUAAAUAUCCAAACCACUCAGGCUUAAAAAAACAGAAACAUUACAUGUGAUGACUGGUGAAGAACACAUUUUAUCCAGCUCACUUUGCCAUCUUCCAAAAUGGGACACAAUAAAUUAAACUCAAUUUUGUCAUGUUUUUAGGGGGUUAUUUAAAUCUAGAGAUGUUAUAUUUAUCAGGAGGCUACAUAUCAAACUUGACAUUACAGUCCAAUGAUGCUGCAGGGCAAACUGUCAAGCAAUCGCAUGCCUUGUUGCAUGUUUUUGUUCUUUGGUGUGUUUUAAGUUGCCCAUGUAUGUAUAAGACACACAAAGUUACAAAAAGUUAAAGUGUCGGAACAAAAGAUCCAUUCUAUCUAAACGCUAAUGCUCAUCCAGACCUGCCUGAAACACCUCGUGUAACCACACCCUCACAAAUCUACAUCAGUUUGUGAUAUGAUUUGACUAAGACCGCCCACAUGUAUACGCAAGUAAGGUGGGCGUACCUGUCAAUACAAUUGCUUUGGAACCUGAUGUUCCAAAUACAGUAAGAGAUGGGAAAUUUCAGUCACACGCUUGCAGUAUUCUACCAAUCACUAAGCACUGGAUAAGUGGCCAGUCAUAGCACACCUCGCUUUUCAGUGCGAUGAGCUUUGUAAAAAAUCUGUGCGUGUCAAAGAGGGGCGGGGCAAAGAGGGGAUACAAAAAUGCAGUUUGUGGAAAAUCUUAAAACCUUAAAUCGUAUAUACACACAUUGCAUUACAUCUAAAACAAACAAAUAUAUAUUAAUUUUAGCCGUGUUAUAUGACCCUCAUAUGACCCCUUUAAUACUAACAUUUGCAGGCCAUGAGACAUGCCAUUGUCUCUUAAAACUCUUAAACUCUGUAGAUAGUCAGUAAUAAACAAUUACUUGAGUGUUACUUCAGUGCUAAAUGUUAUGUAUUAUGUUUAAUGUUUGUGGUGUAUUAAUAUUGAAGAUUCAUAUAAGUAAUCUAUUUUGUAUCCUUCUGAAGUCAUUUGCACAAAUGUGAAUCUUUGUGAAGUGUAAAUAAGGUCCCCAUUAUUUAAGUAAGCUGCACAUUUGCACCCAGGCAGUUAUACUAACAUUUGCUGAGAAAUAGUGUUUAAAGAUAUCUGUAGAAAUUCUCACUUAUGUUCAUUUUUAAGCAUAUCGUACACUAAGUGUGAUUUUUUUUUUUUUUGUGGCACUCAGGCAUUCAAUGCAUUAAUCAGGAAUAAUGAUAAAGAUGACAAUUAUUUAAACGGGUCUAUUAGAUAUUUGGUUCGGUAUCUGUUAUUGAAGGAUACACAUUUGUAUGAGCAACUGUAAAGUCAUUUUGUACUACGCAUCUUCAUUGUCAAUUCUGGCACAUAAAACUCUGAAAGUAUGUUGUGUAUAGUGUUUACUGUAACGGUAAUGAUGCCAUAAUACCACUAAUGAAUUAAAUUGACAGAUUUCCAAUUCACUGUCUGAUUUAUAAUCUGUGGUUGAGGUUGACAGUGUUUAUUUGUCUGCCUGUAAAAUCCACAAUACUUGAGACCAUUGAGAUGGGAAAUCUUUAACAAGUAAUUUAAAAAGUUGUUUAAAUGUGUUGUGGUCCUCAUCUUUUUUAACAGGUUGUACUGUUUAAAGGAAGUUGGUUAUUGUACAAUUUGUGAACUGGCUUAACCAACAAAAUAAAGUAUGUUAUUUAAA
Triplophysa dalaica is the source of this 2699-nucleotide messenger RNA. It is a transcript of the gene ccsapb, whose product is annotated as centriole, cilia and spindle-associated protein b. Gene Ontology annotation, molecular function: microtubule binding. The transcript has 4 exons. The coding region runs from base 276 to 995 and encodes 239 amino acids. Gene Ontology annotation, biological process: regulation of mitotic spindle assembly. Gene Ontology annotation, cellular component: ciliary basal body; centriole; spindle. NCBI's taxonomy places the organism in Eukaryota, Metazoa, Chordata, Actinopteri, Cypriniformes, Nemacheilidae. The record is from RefSeq and is a predicted model, not a curated record.